AGCAGCGUUUCAGAAAUGGUUACUCAUUAUAUAUGGCUCUCUCUCCCAUACUUAGCUAAUGCCUUUGAGAGAUCAGCAAAGCUUCCCAUCAACAGAAGUUUUGAAGGAUCUUUUGAAAUACCCAACAUCUCCAGUUUUUUUUCCUGGAAUAACUACACACUUGCUGACUGGCAGAGCUUUGUGGGCAGGAGAAGAUAUGGGGCAGAGUCUCAAAAUCUUACAGUGAAAGCCCUGCUCAUUGUGGCAUACUCCUUCAUCAUAGUGUUCUCGCUCUUUGGGAAUGUCCUGGUCUGUCACGUCAUCAUCAAAAACAAAAGGAUGCACUCCGCGACCAGCCUGUUUAUUGUGAAUCUAGCUGUAGCAGACAUAAUGAUAACGCUGCUCAAUACUCCCUUUACUUUGGCUCGGUUUGUGAACAGCACAUGGAUAUUCGGGAAGGGGAUGUGUCACAUCAGUAGAUUUGCACAAUACUGCUCCCUCCAUGUCUCUGCUUUGACUCUCACAGCAAUCGCAGUGGACAGACACCAGGUUAUAAUGCAUCCUCUGAAACCUCGCAUAUCCACUGCAAAAGGCAUUGUCUACAUCUCUGUCAUCUGGAUUAUGGCAACGUGUUUCUCUCUCCCACAUGCUAUUUAUCAAAAACUAUUCACUUUUGAAUACAGUGAAGACGUCACCCGAUGCCUGUGUCUCCCAGAUUUCCCUGAACCAGCUGACCUCUUCUGGAAGUAUCUAGACUUAACAACGUUCAUUUUGCUCUACGUUCUGCCCCUUUUAAUCAUCUCUGCUGCCUACCUGAGAGUGGCCAAGAAACUCUGGCUGCGCAAUGCCAUUGGGGAUGUGACCACGGAGCAGUACUUCGCCCUUCGGAGGAAGAACAAAAAGACCAUUAAGAUGCUGAUGGUAGUGGUUAUCCUCUUUGCUGUUUGCUGGUUUCCUUUGAACUGCUACGUCGUCCUCCUUUCCAGCCAAACUAUUCGUACCAACAAUGCCCUGUACUUUGCUUUUCACUGGUUUGCAAUGAGCAGCACCUGUUAUAACCCCUUCAUUUACUGCUGGCUCAAUGAACAUUUCAGACUGGAACUGAAGUCUUUGCUCAACAUGUGCAAAAAACCACCUAGCCCGAAAGAGCACAGGCUUCCAUCCACAGUUCCAUCCUACAGAGUAGCCUGGCCAGAAAACAGCAACUUCAAGAGGUCUCAGGUCUCCCAUGUCCUUCCAUCAACCUCCAAUCUCCAGUCAGGGAAGACAGACAUCACUUCAGUUGAACCUAUAGUAGCUGUGAGUUGAAUGAUGCAAUAAAAUGGGAGCACGUGGAGUAUGCGCCAGGAUUGCAGGUGGAUUUGGUGAAAGCUGACGGGUGUGAUGAAGAGAGACAGGAAUCCUUGACUACUUCACUAGAGUGCACACACCAAUGUGCGUGCUGUUUGUGCAGAGAACCCAAUGCAUUCCUAUCAGCAAGAGUUAUCUCUUUAAUGCAGACUGGUAGUAUAUCUAUACAGCCUCCAAAGAGAAGACAGACAGCAAAGCCCUUGAGAAGGGGGAAAAAACCCUUUUAAUUGUCAGACUGAUUUUGAACUGGCGGCUAGCAAAGAACUCUGUGUGUAUUGUUAUCCGUCGGUAAUGCUGUCCA
Messenger RNA from Terrapene triunguis (Three-toed box turtle), 1630 nucleotides. RefSeq names its product G protein-coupled receptor 83 (gene GPR83). Bases 16 to 1287 code for a protein of 423 amino acids. The transcript has 4 exons. Gene Ontology annotation, molecular function: neuropeptide Y receptor activity. Gene Ontology annotation, biological process: neuropeptide signaling pathway. The record is from RefSeq and is a predicted model, not a curated record. Gene Ontology annotation, cellular component: membrane. NCBI's taxonomy places the organism in Eukaryota, Metazoa, Chordata, Testudines, Emydidae.